CAAGGACCGUUUUCAAGACAUUUCAAAGAGUAAUGAGGACACACCCGUUUAGGAGGACAUUUGGCUGUCCUCGUAAAAUAAACCUGUUUAAACGUUUUCUCUGCAUGUUUUAAUACCUAAAAAGUGUUUUUCUCAAAAGUCUUUUUAUACCAAAAACCUGAGAAAUGUUGUAAAUCUGUGUGUCCGCCACUGCCCCCUAUCGGUGGUCGCGGUCCCUGGUUCACGACACUCAGGCGCGGGAGAUUAUACACAACCGCGGGAGAUUAUACACACAACCGCGGGAAAAUAGACGCUAAUUCAACACUGCGCAUGCGCACAUUUUGGAGAGCGCUACGUGCCUACGUCUGCCAGACUGCCAUCAUCUGAUUCCGUUUCCGUUCUGGAGAUGCACAUCGUGGAGAGCAGGUAAGAAAAUUAACGAAACGUUUUAAUAGAUUCCAAUGACAAGUAGGUAUGUUAGUAGCCCAUACAAUAUGAUUGUGGUAACUUGGUUAAAUGACAUUGAACGACAUAAUGUUAAAAAAUAAAGGCGUAGGUCUACAAUUAACUAAGCUACUGUGUCAUUUAGAUUCCAUAGUAAAUUCCAUUUAUCGAUAGCCUACUACACAGCCCAGAGAUAACGCCAAUAUAAGUCAUAGACUCUAUUCCAUUUUAAUUCCCAGCGAUUCUACCAGAAUAACCUAUUGGUAGGUAAUUUACUUGAUGACCUAGGGCUGUCAGCUGGCUGGCUCGUGCAUGCUAUUGCCAAUGCUAGCCUACAGCAUGGCCACCGGAGCCUCGGUAGUUCAUGGUCUACCUUUAGCCGGCUAGGUAGCCUGGAUGCCAGUGGUGUAGAUAUUUGAACUACCAAAAAUAAAUUAGUCAAAGAGCAAAACACCAAAGUUGGCAGUCAUGCCAUGGAGAACUACUCCCCUUCAGGAUGCCACUAAUCACAUCCUUGCAGGAAGAGACAAGAAUGCAAUGUUAGAAAUCAAAUAUAUUAAUCCAGUUAAAGGUCGUGGUAUCUUCACUUCAGCUGUUUUCAAUCAAGGAGACUUUGUGGUGGAGUAUAGAGGGGAGCUCAUUGAUGCAGCUGAAGCUGAACAUAGGCGUAAACUGUACCACAGUGCAUGUUCAAUCUUCAUGUUUGACUUCAUAUGGAAGCGGAAGACAUGGUGUAUUGAUGGAGCACUUGAAGAUGGAUCAUUUGGACGACUGGUAAACGAUGAGCACAAGUCACCAAAUUGCAGAAUGAAGUUGAUUGAAGCAGGAGGGAAGCCACAUAUGUGCCUUUUUGCACUGAAGGAAAUUGCGUCCGGAACUGAAAUCACCUAUGACUAUGGUGGGAAGGAAUGGCCCUGGCGCAAAAAGGUUCCCCUUACUGUUACAAGCACUGCUGCUCAAGAGUCUAUUAAAGACAGUUUCCAAGACCAAAUCAUGGCAUCCACAGUCUUUAUUGAAGAGACCAGAGAGAGACCAGAAGUCCAGUCCUGCAAUAUGACACCAGGCAGUUCAGCUUGUGAGACACAGCUCAGUGGUGCAAGCUUCCCUUCUGGCCAACACUCCAUUGCAGAGCUUGGUGACGAUGCCCAUGACUUGGAAGCCAAUGUUUUCUCUUCAGACUUAUACAGAGAUGCCGAAUUGAGAGCAGAGUGUCAGUCAUUUAUUCCCACACCAGACAGCCCUGCACAUGAGGUGCACUGUGUCAGGGGCCAGUGUAGCACUUCGACUGCAAACGAGGGGAUUGGAGAAGUUAGUGUCCAGCCGCAGGAGGUGUCACCCCCUGUGUUCUCAACAGACUUUGCCAGUGAGACCAAAUCGAUAUUGGAAUGCCAAUCAUCCAGAUCCACACCAAACGACUCUGCAUGUGAGUGUACAAUUCAUCAGCUGGUUUUUGAAAUGGUGAGAAUUGACGAAUGCUGGAUAUGCCAUUCACCUUUGACAUCUAUCAGAUGGUGCGGUCUAAGAUGCAAACAAUGCUGUGGUGUGUGGCAUAGAAACUGCCUCCAGAAAUCCUCAGAAGACUGGGAUAUAGAUAAGAUAUGGAUACAGGAUCACAGCAACUCCCCGAUGUUUCCACUCUGCAAGACAAUGAAGAAAUAUUGGCUUCUGGCACUUUUGGAUCGCCUCACCUCUCCGAGACCGCAGCUCAAGACAAUGAAGUAAUGUUGGCUUCUGGAACUUGUGGAUCGCCUCACCUCUCUGAGACCGCAGCUCAAGAUGACCUGUGGAACUCUGUCUGUGUGACUUCUAGUUCACCUCAUCUCCCUGACUCAGUCACUCAAGGUUUCCGUGUUUCAUCAAGACGGUGUGUGAAGAGACCAUGGUCUAAGGAGGAGAUACAAGCUGUGAUGAAACAUAUGAGGCCUUUUAUUGAAAACGGUGUCACUCACCAGUGAGCAGUGCCUGAAGUGCAAGGAAAAGGAACACCCUGUGUUGGAGACAAGAUCCAUUCAAAACAUUCGAGAUUUUGUACGCAACAGAGGCUUGACUUUUAAAAGGCAUUCAAAGGCUAAACACUAAAUGCACUUUCGGCUAGCCUGAGACUUGGGUCUAAUUUUUUCUUGCCAUGUUUUAUAAGUUUAUGUCUUGUUCUCAGAAAUGUAGGUCACUUAAUUUAUAUUGCUCACAGGCAGAUGUUUGUUUGUUUUGCUUUGAGGUUAGCCUGGACCUUUUAAUGUAAGGAUUCACUUUUAUUUUGCU
Messenger RNA from Sardina pilchardus (European sardine), 2682 nucleotides. RefSeq lists its product as uncharacterized. NCBI's taxonomy places the organism in Eukaryota, Metazoa, Chordata, Actinopteri, Clupeiformes, Clupeidae. Gene Ontology annotation, biological process: regulation of DNA damage response, signal transduction by p53 class mediator; regulation of transcription by RNA polymerase II. Gene Ontology annotation, molecular function: transcription regulator activity; protein binding; histone H4K20 methyltransferase activity. The transcript is spliced from 17 exons. Bases 892 to 2145 code for a protein of 417 amino acids. The record is from RefSeq and is a predicted model, not a curated record. Gene Ontology annotation, cellular component: polytene chromosome; nucleus.